Silurus meridionalis is the source of this 2455-nucleotide messenger RNA. Its product is annotated as GTPase IMAP family member 8-like. The transcript is spliced from 5 exons. The record is from RefSeq and is a predicted model, not a curated record. Gene Ontology annotation, molecular function: GTP binding. The coding region runs from base 186 to 2342 and encodes 718 amino acids. Lineage: Eukaryota; Metazoa; Chordata; Actinopteri; Siluriformes; Siluridae.
AACACACAAGCCUUAUAAACCCACAGCUCACAUAAAUCAGUAUAGGCAUACACCUAAACUUUUUACAGUUCACUCUCAUAACAAACUAUGCUUUGCAAGAAUGCAGAAUAGACAGAAUCCAUGUUAUUAUUUAGGUUACUUUUAGGUUACUUCUUGUUUUCAUUUUUGAAACCACACAUCUGAAAAUGGCAUCGUAUAAAGAUUCGGCAAAGCGCAGGAGGAGGAAAUGUAGUUUGAGCCCACCACCAAGAAUGUCUGAGCUGAGGAUCAUUGUGAUGGGAAAAAGUCUGCAACAUACCUACAUGGUAGGAAAUUUUAUCCUGGGAAAAGAUGCAUUUGAGACUGAAGGUCCUUCACAUUCAGUCAAGCAGUGCAGUAAGAGAGCCAGUGGAUGUGUUGAAGGAACGCACAUCACUCUCAUCAAUGCACCUCCUUUAUUUAACCCGAAACUAAAACCAGAGGAACUGAAAGAGUGUGUACAUCUUUCUGCCCCUGGACCUCAUGCAUUUUUACUUGUGAUACAACCUCACAGCUUCACAGAGGAGGACAAGAGCCACUUGGGAUUGUUACUAAACUACUUCAGUGAGCAAGCUCUAAACUACACCUUUGUCAUUGGUAUAGAGCAGGAUUCUAAUGGAGGCAAGUCUGGAGAAAAGUCGAAUGCUUUUCAAAGUUUAAUAAACGACUGCUGUCAGCGGUAUUAUAAAUAUAAACAGCUUAAAAAAAAGAAUUCAUGUCGUGAGCUUUUUGAGCACAUCAGUUAUGUGGUCGACCAAAAAUGUCUCAUGUGUGACGUCUCUGAGGAAUCGGUCCAAAUUGAUGAUAAUCCUGCAAGACUGGGAGAGAGAACACUAGAUCUUCCAGAUCACACAAAAGAGAAGAGCAAAUCAACUUUAGUGGGAAAAGUCAUAGGUUAUGUGCUGGGAAGUGAUUCCUCAUUGCCAGUGUUAAACCUGGUGCUGUGUGGAAGUGAUGAAGCACUAAAGACCUCCAUAUCAGAUCUCAUAUUGGGCAAGAGAAAUGUGAAGACUGCAGAAGUCUGUGGACGCCGUCUCAGGCUGAUGGUGAUGCCAACUCUCUAUAACACUCAACUCUCAGAUGACGAAGUGGUGGAUAAGAUUCUUCACUUUAUCUCUCUGGAUAAUCCUGUCCAUGCUUUUCUUUUCAUCAUUCCUGUUGGUCCUCUCACUGAUGACGACAAAACAGAAAUAGAGAUGAUUCAAAGAAUCUUUAGUCCAAGUGUGUGUGAUCACAGUAUAGUUAUUUUUACCAGCGAGAACAUUAAUGAAGCUACAAUUAACUUUGUUCAGCAAAAUUCAGAAUUGGAAGAACUUCGACGCUUGUGUGGAAACAGAUAUAUGAUCUUAGAGAAAGAAAAAAAUCGAGGACAUAAACAGGUACCAGAACUGUUAGACGAAGUAACAAAUAUAAAGAUUUAUUCUCUCUUAAUGUUUAUCGGGGCACAGAGAGAUGGAGCUAAAAAGCCACUAGAGGAUGAACUGUCUGAAAUGAAGAAACAACUUCAAGCUAAACCACAGGAAGCAGGUGCUGAAGGUGAAAACUCUGACUUCAAUCAUCUGAGAAUUUUACUGAUUGGAAAAGCAGGAAAUGGGAAGAGUGCCACAGGAAACACCAUUCUAGGAAGAGAAGCAUUUGAGAGUGAUGUCAGCAUGAAAUCUGUUACAAAAAUGUGCCAGAAGGGAAUUGCAGAAGUUCAGGGCACAUCAGUAGCUGUUGUGGACACUCCAGGACUCUUUGACGCCACACUAUCAAAUGAAGAAGUAAUAGAAGAAAUUGUGAAAUGCAUUUCAUUGCUGGCACCAGGACCCCAUGCCUUUAUCAUUGUGCUGAGUGUGGGAAGGUUCACUGUGGAAGAGAAGGAAACAUUGUCUAUGAUUAAGAAGAUCUUUGGUGCUGAGGCUGCAAAAUACACUAUAGUGCUGUUUACUGGAGGAGAUAAACUGAAAGGUAAAACAAUAGAAAAUUAUAUCAAGACCAGUGAUCAUCCAUAUGUGAACAGGUUAAUCAGGGACUGUGGUGGAAGAGUUCACUUGUUCAAUAACACUGUAAAAGAUUCCACCCAAGUUAGCGAUCUCCUUCAGAAGAUUGAACAAAUGAUCAAGUUUAACAGGGUCAAUUAUUUUACUAAUGAGAUGUUUGAGAUGGCAGAGAUGUCGAUACAACAGAAACAAAAGGAGAUGCUGAAAGAGAGAGAGGAACAGAUGCAAGCUGAGAAAGUGGCUCUGAAGGCCAAAUUUGAAGAAGAGCUUCAACAGCUCAGGAAAAAAUGGAGAAAGAGAGAGAGGUUGGAAGAAGAUAGGCGAAUCGGAAAACACAUUUAAGGAGAGAGAAGAAGCACUGCAGCGAGAAUAUGAGAGGAAAGAAGAAGAACUGAAAGAAAAAUGGUUGAAAGAGAAUCAAAUACGUGAAGAAGAGGAAAACGACAAACUGCAGA